AUGGCGAUUGAAAGAACACACAGUCUACGAAAGACCCUCCCUAUCGGAAACUCAGGCCUCCGCAUACCGACUCUAGGAUUUGGAGUCUACAAAAUCCCCCCACAUACAUGCAAGGCUGCAUGUCUCAGCGCUUUGCAGCAUGGAUACCGCCACAUCGACUGUGCGCAACUUUACAAAUCCGAGGCGGAAGUCGCUGCUGCCGUUGCAGAAUCACCUGUUCCCCGGGAAGAAGUGUUCUUGACAACCAAGAUCAAGCAGUGGCGCGGGGGGACCGAUGACCUUCACCAAAGUCUUCUCAAGAGCAUUGAGGCUUUAGGAGGAGGCCCGGAUGGAUAUGUCGAUCUCUUUCUGAUUCAUACCCCAAGGUUCCGCAACGGAUCUGUAAAGGACGUGUGGCUUGCUCUAGAGAAGUUCCAUGCUGAAGGUAGAGUCAAGGCCAUUGGGGUCAGCAACUUUGGUAUCGACCACCUCGAGGAGCUGAAGGAGCAUGCAAGCAUAUGGCCUCCACACCUACACCCUUGGUGCCAGCAACGGGAACUGGUCAAAUACUGCCGGGACAACAACAUUAUAAUUCAAGCAUAUAGCCCUCUGGCAACUGGAGCAAGACUCAGCGACCCAAGGCUGAAACUAAUCGCGACCGAGAACGGGAAAUCACCAGCGCAAGUCCUCAUACGGUAUAGCCUACAAAAAGGCUGGAUUCCGCUCCCAAAAAGUGAGAACCGAGAGAGAAUCCGAGAGAACGCUCAAGUGUUUGAUUUUGAGCUCGAUGACACAGACAUGUCCGUUCUCGAUGGGAUCGAUGAAGGAAAGCUUGGAGCACGGUUUCCUGCUAAUGUGAUGUAG
Messenger RNA from Clonostachys byssicola, 843 nucleotides. The record is from the annotation of a GenBank genome assembly. Lineage: Eukaryota; Fungi; Ascomycota; Sordariomycetes; Hypocreales; Bionectriaceae.